ACGAUGACAAUUACUUCCGGGUCACCGGUAGUAAACAGCAGGGUCGCUUUUUAACCGGCAAAAUGUGAAGUUACGCGGGAUAGGGUCCACCAUAAGUACUUCACAGAAGUUAAACAUCCAAUAAGGAUGGACCUGGGCAAGGCCAAGCUACUGCGGAGCGGCGUCAACGCACUGCAUCAGGCCAUCCACCCUGUGCACGGCAUCGCCUGGACCGAUGGCAAGCAGGUGUGCCUGACGGCGCUCUACUUUGUUCACGGCGAGGUCAAGUUUGGUGACACCAACGUGAUCGGACAGUUCGAGCACGUCCUGGGGCUUUUCUGGGGCCCGCUGUGCUGCCCGGACUCGCCCGCCCUGCUGGCCGUGCAGCACAAGAAGCACGUCAGUGUCUGGCAGAUGCAGCUCAGUGCUCUGGAACACAACAAGCUGCUAUGCACUCAGACCUGCGAGAUGAGCGAGCCUUUCCCGCUGCUCCCUCAGGGCUGUGUCUGGCAUCCCAAACUAGACAUCUUGUCCCUGCUGACUAAGAGGGACGCCUCAGUACUGUUUUCCGUGAGGGUGGACAACAGGAGGACCAAGGCAAACAUCAAAGGGAGCGGACUGAUCCACUGCGCUUGUUGGACUAAAGAUGGCACCCGGCUGGUGGUGGCUAUCGGCAGAGAGCUUCACUCCUACAUCUGGAACGACAUCCACAAGAGCCUGGUGGCCUGCUCCUUCUGCCCCAUCUUUGACGUGGGGGGCUACAUCUGUGCCAUGGAGGCCACAGGGGACUCUCAGGUUGCGGUGGCGACAGAGCUGCCUUUGGAAAAACUAUGCGGGUUGAGCGCCGGCAUGGCCUUUGAGGUGCCGCCUGAGGCAGACCCCUUGCAGAGGCAGACUCUGGAAAAUGACCUCUCGUUGGACUCAAGGAGACGGUCCUUUGACUCAGAAAGGUCCCAUGCGGCCAGCACGAGCCCUCUGGACAUAACUCACCUGCUCGCCAAGCACCGCUGCUCAGACCCGAGCCCCCUUAUUCACCUUCGUCGCAAGGAUGUAGUAACAGGCUCCGGCCAGGACUCCUCGCACCUGGUCUUAAUCACAUACGAACGGAAGGUGACCACCACCCGCAAAGUCAGCAUCCCCGGGAUCCUGGUGCCGGAUAUCGUGGCUUUUGACCCGCGGGCUUCCACUGUGGCUGUUGCGUCCAACACCUGCAACAUGGUGCUGGUAUACUGCAUCACGCCAUCUGCCAUGCCCAACAUCCAGCAGAUCUCCCUGCAGGCCAACGACAGGCCCAAGGGGGUGUGCUUCCUCAGCGACAAGGUUCUGCUGUUGAUGGUUGGCCGCCAGAAGUCCAUGGACCCCGCCUUCCUCCCGUCCUCCAACACGGAAAAAUACAUCCUUCGCCUUUUAGCCAAAGAGUUGAUGUACGACGGGGACAGUGUCUUCUCACCAGACCCCUCCCCUGUCAACCCGGGGUCACCCUCUAGUUUCUCCCGGAUUAGAAGGCACUCAGAACACCUGUCCAAAGAGGACAGGGAACGCCCAGGGAUAAAGGACUUGGUGCUGCCGGGCGCAGGUGUUGUACGUUCACCCGGAAGCAGACGCCGACUGGUGGAGGAGGUGAGGAGCAACGAGGCCAGCCCCGUAACCAGCUCUGUGGACUUUUCCUCCUCGGAGAGAACGCCGUCCAGCACCUCAUCCUCUGUCACGGUCGAGAACUUUGACGCCGACCACGUCAGCCGCAUGGCCAGCCUAGCGGUGGCCGGCCAGGCCUGCAGGGACUCGGUCCGGGCCCCGUCGCCUCGCCUGGAACCGGAGGCGGUGCUGGCUCCGUCAACGCCCAUGCACGGGAUGGCCAGUAGUACGGGGCGGGAGCGAGCGCUGGAGCAGCUCGUCUUCAACAUGGAGCGGCUGUUUGCACGCUUUGCGGAAGUGCAGCAUUGCCUGAGCGAGAUCCGGGACUAUGCGCAAAACGGAAAGAAGGUCCAGACCGUCUACCCCAGCGCUGGAGAGCCCCCUCACAUCAAUGUCACAUGUCAGGUAUCCAUAUUGAAGGGCGGAAGUUAGAUUCCAAAAAGUGACUUGACUGAGGGCGGGGUCGUGAAACGCUAAUUGUCACUGAUAAUUUAUCCAGUUUUACUUAUAAUGCCGACAACGUGUGCCAUUGUCAACUGCCACAAUCGAGGUGGGAGAGAUAAAACUAGCUUUUAUCACAUUCCUAAGUGUAUUUCUGGACAAACGGAAGCGGCUGAAAAGAAGAGAUAAGCGCGAAGGCGAACAUGGAUUGCUUCAAUCAACCCAGAUGUGACAUGCUGACGAUUUCGUGUUUGUUCGGAUAAUUUCAGGGAAAACAUUUUGUAAGUAAAAAAAUAUCUAAAAUAAAUGACAGCAAAGCUUUGCAUUAACUUUAUGUUUUUGGUGGAAUAACUUUGAUAGUAGUUGUAUUGAUAAAAAAAAAUAGUACUCACUUCUCUCAUCCAGACUGGAGCCUCCACAGUAAAAAACUGAAGCAUCAUGAGAACAUCAUUCUCCCAAUCCUGCCUUACAGUCACAGUUGCUGAGAUGACAUUAGACUGGUUAUCCGUGAUUAUCCAGGGUGUCAAACUUGGUUGGUUGGUUUCUGAGAGUCCAUGACUCUAGCCUUGACAACACAAUGUCCACUGGGUUUACACAGAUAAACACAAACGUCACGAACCCACCCACAAACAAAGCAGUCAUAACUUUCUAAACUCUUAUAAUUUUAAAAGUCCUUGAAAGUGUAAAAUGGGCUCGGUCGAACAAUUAAGUAGUCUCAUACAAAUUCCGAGUAUAAGAACAUCGGGGAAGAUGUCGUGGUCUCUGCUCCACUCAGACUUGUCGAUCUUGUACGGAUCCUUGCAUCCAAGUACAGCUGUUUGCUCCUUAUAAUGACGAAGGCACUUCUUAUCUAAUUACUCACAGUAUUUCUCCAUCGUAUCACUGCCGGUGCAAUGUUAUUUUCCACUGAAUAGUUCGGAAAUAUUACAUGUAGCGCUAUCGUGAACGAUUACGCUGACCCCCUUCAGCAAUGCACUCCCGAGAAAAAUCAGAACCCCUCUAUUUGAGAUCGCAUUCUCCAGAUGUAUGACGUCAUGUCAAGAGUAGGGCUGCAACUAACGAUUAAUUUGAUAAUCGAUUAAUCUGUCCAUUAUUACUUCAAUUAAUCGAUUAAUAAUCGGAUAAAAGAGACAAACUAUAUUUCUAUCCUUUCCAGUAUUUUAUUGAAAAAAAGCAUACUGGCACCAUACUUAUUUUGAUUAUUGUUUCUCAGCUUUUUGUACAUGUUGCAGUUUAUAAAUAAAGGUUUAUUUAAAAAAAUUUUUUUUUUAAAAACAACAACAGAAAUUGCCUCUGCGCAUAGCAUAGAUCCAACGAAUCGAUGACUAAAUUAAUCGACAACUAUUUUUAUAAUCGAAUUUAAUCGAUUAGUUGUUGCAGCCCUAGUCAAGAGUGUAAGAGAUGUGCUGCCAUAAAAACACUAGUUUUGCUUUUCAAAAUAAGUUAAGGUAUUUGUCUUUAACAAUCCCGGGCUCUGGAUCUUUCUCUGUGGAGUUUGCAUGUCCUCCCCGUGACUACGUGGGUUCCCUCCGGGUACUCUGGCUUCCUCCCACUUCUAAAGACAUGCACCUGCGGAUAAGUUGAUUGGCAACACUAAAUUGGCCCUAGUGUGUGAAUGUGAGUGUGAAUGUUGUCUGUCUAUCUGUGUUGGCCCUGCGAUGAGGUGGCGACUUGUCCAGGGUGUACCCCGCCUUCUGCCCGAUUGUAGCUGAGAUAGGCUCCAGCGCCCCCCGCGACCCCAAAGGGAAUAAGCGGUAGAAAAUGGAUGGAUGGAAGAUUAAGGUGAAAUAUUGCCACACUUUACAUGUUUUCACCUAUGAUGUUGUUGCGUGGGUCCGCGCUCACGCUCCUCUGUGCGGAAAACUAGUGAUGACGUCACCGACUAUUUAAUAUGACCAAAUUUCGUUGUCGAUAUUUGUCGACAACAUUGACAAAUUGUUGCACCGCAAACAUAGAUUAGUCUUUCAAUUGUUUUUGGUCGCAGAACAUAUAAUUUUUUUUAGGAUUGUGUUCACAAGUUUAAAAAACAAUUGACUCAGUACGUGUCCAUUCACUAAAUAAGUCCGAUUUCUCAAAUAGUUCGAGUCAUCCUACAACCCAUGGAUACACCUUAAUCUACCGUAUUUUCUACCGUAAGUUUGGUUAUUAGGAAGAACCAAACUUAUUCCUAAUGUAAGGAAUACCUUUGGUUAGGGUUACCCACCUCAAAGCAAUUUUAUUUGGUACAUGGUAUAAUGAUAAGUUUGACCAGUAGAUGGCAGUCAAACAUAAGAGAUAAGUGUAGGCUGCACCGUUUGAUGUGCGUCAACAUUUAUUAUUAUUAUUAUUAUUAAACAAGUAUUAUUAUGAUGUGUGUGUAUAAGGUAAGACAUAUUAUCUGGCGUUUUGUUUCGCAAUAUUAUGCAAAAGAAACUUUUCUUACCUUCUAGUACCUGGUGAUCUGUAUUUGGGAUCUGCAUAAAUCCUGAAAGAUUGCGCGCGUCCGCCUUUGUAGUUCGUGCCGACACCGUAGUCGGUAAGAUUCUUCUUUUUCUCUAUCUUCUUCUUAUGGGACAUUAAUCCUCCGCUGUUGCCAUUUCUAAUAUAAAGUAGUGUAAAGUUCUUACUUAUAUCUGUCAGUAAACUCGCCAUGAAAGCGCUACAACAUAGCAGUGUAGUGAGUUUACAUUAUUCACCCUAGGAACUUUAGUUUUUAGAGUUCCGGUCGGACGUUUUUUCACGGGACACAUUUCCGGUGUUGCUGUUUCCAGAUGAGAAGAUGCUGCUCCGUUAUUGAUUUAAGUAAAGUCUGAAUGUCAUUAAAACAGUUAGCUCCAUCUUUUGACACUUCUUCCACUCCCGUCCUUGCACGCUACACCGCUACAACAAAGAUGAUGACAAGAAGACGCUGCCGAAGGUGAGCCAUGUAAAUAAGACCGCCCACAAAACGGUGCAUCCGGAAGCGACUGUCAGAAAGCGGCUUGAAGAUGAUCUGUAAAACAUCAUCUAUGCAACAUUUUGACCAAAGAACCACCAUUACAUGUUAUGUAGACCACAAGGAAGUGUUUUCAUUUAAGAAAAAAAUUAUACUAAUAUGACUCCUUUAAUGCGCCUUGUAAUCCGAUGCACCUUAUAUAUGAAAACACUCCUUCUGUCAAUUUAUUGAAUAAACUUCGAGACAUUCCCAAGUUUUCUUUCCAUUCUGCAUCCAAAAAUCCCUUUAGAACAACUCUCUCAGUCUCUCCCACCAGUCUUUGCUUCAAAGCCGCAUCCUCCAAUCCAGCAACUCCAAGACCUUUUUGGUAGUAGUGUCAUGUUCGUAGCGCAAUCUAAGAUCAUUUCUUGAUGCUGUCUGCUAUUUAACAUCAGCAAAGCCAUUAGAGACGUAAUAUUUGUCAUCUGUGCCAGUAUUACAGCGGACAUCAAGCACAAGAACUGGGCUUUAGGGGGGGAGAUAUCUUGAUUUGGUGUGACGUCAUAGGUCAACCGUAAAAGCAACGCAUUUAUCCGCAAUAAAAUCAAUGAAGCGCCCCCUGUGUACAGGAGGCACACGGCGUAUGACCAACAGUCGCAUUAGAGAGAGUGCAUGGACACUGGGACUUCACACGUAGGUGUGAAAAUACAAAUAUUUAAGAAAUCAGACUCGUUUAGUGCAUGGAAAUGUAGUGCUUGAUGCCCCAUUGGUUACAUUGUGGUCAAUUGUUUAGUUUGGGUUCUU
Molecule: messenger RNA, 5752 nt
Organism: Nerophis lumbriciformis (worm pipefish)
Lineage: Eukaryota; Metazoa; Chordata; Actinopteri; Syngnathiformes; Syngnathidae
Gene: wdcp
Product: WD repeat and coiled coil containing
Molecular function (GO): kinase binding
Source: RefSeq, a predicted model, not a curated record